Paramisgurnus dabryanus is the source of this 1225-nucleotide messenger RNA. RefSeq names its product VOPP1 WW domain binding protein a (gene vopp1a). Gene Ontology annotation, cellular component: cytoplasmic vesicle membrane. The record is from RefSeq and is a predicted model, not a curated record. Lineage: Eukaryota; Metazoa; Chordata; Actinopteri; Cypriniformes; Cobitidae.
UUUGAUGUCUGCGGAGCGUACCCUGAAAUGUAAUGUGAUGUCCUACGCAGUGCGAACACUGUAUAAUAUGAAAGUUUGGAGUAUAUGGCAGGCAGAUCCAAUAACUCUUGAUAGCUAAUAUUGCUAGUAAACAUGGAUCAACAAUCUACCUGCUAUUCAACGAGCAUAUGCGAUAUCAAACAUCGUCAAUAAAUUCUGCGUGUGUUUUGUUUGUAACUUUUUAACUUGGUUUUUACUUUUAACUGCGAAUAGGAAUAUAGAAACGCUGUGAGCUUGAAAACAGAAUGCUCCAAUUAUGCUGCCUCCUGAUUUCAAUGUGUUUAAUUGCUGAGACUGUUGCUGAAAAAAAGUAUUGUUGGUACUUUGAAGAAGGUUAUCCUGUGUACUUUGUAUGCAAAACUUACGAAGACUGCUGUGACACACAGUGCUGUGUACGAGCACUUUCCAUCCAGAGAAUAUGGUAUUUCGGGUUGCUGCUUGUGAUUGCAAUUGCCAUCUGUUGCGGUGCUGGCUACUUUCUUCGCAGACGUGUACACACGAUCUCUGACAGGCCUGAUUUCAAUGUGACCUUUACCAGACACCCCAUCAUAUCACCAGGACUGGGACAGUCUGGCUUUUAUGGGGAGUCUGAGACUGCUGUCAUUUCCACGGCCUAUCCAGUGCGUACUCACCCUGGUCACAUGACUGCGGUGUACUCGGCCCUGCCGCCCUACUACUGCCAACCACCUCCUUCCUACGAUCAGGCUAUACGGGACUCGCAGAAAAAAUAAACAGAAGAAACACAUGAAUUGGAGACAUGGCAGGAUCAAACAAAACUUGCCACGGAGAACAUUGUUUUUUUGACUAGAAGAGAAACAUCUGCAGACUGCAUUCAAACUCUUUUAUUUACCUUUCAGGUUACAGGAGUUUUGUAAAGUGCAAUGUUAAGCUUUCUAUGUCAGGACUGAAAUAUGCAGUACAUACAUUCAGAGGCUAUACAGUAUACAGUAAAGGGCAGUAAAAGGUAGCUCCAAGUAGAUUUAUAUAACAAUAGUAACAUGAGCUUCAUGUUGAUAGCAACUAAAUGCUUGCUAUCAUUUAAGCAUACUUAAUCAGUAAAUGUGUAAAAUAAAGUGUGCUUUAAAAUUUCACAUCAAACUAAAUCCACUGCUCAACAUCCAAAAGCAUGCUCAUCAUUCAUCAACUAUAAUAAAUGUUGUCUGUCUUUUUUGCAGACGUUUGUUAA